Messenger RNA from Vespa mandarinia (Asian giant hornet), 1273 nucleotides. Its product is annotated as torsin-1A. Gene Ontology annotation, molecular function: ATP binding; ATP hydrolysis activity. NCBI's taxonomy places the organism in Eukaryota, Metazoa, Arthropoda, Insecta, Hymenoptera, Vespidae. Gene Ontology annotation, biological process: cellular response to misfolded protein. The record is from RefSeq and is a predicted model, not a curated record.
AUCUAUUAGUCUUGUCUUCUGUUAAUAUUACUAUAUAACGUUUGUUACAAAAUUUUUACAGUAAAUAUUUGAUCAUUAAAUAUAAGUAAAUCUUUAAAACGAACAAUUGUAUUUUUAAGAACUGUUAAAAUAACAAUUUUAUAGUACAGAUUAUAUUUUAUAGUACAAAUUAAUUCAUUUAAUAUGAAUAUAAUACUAUAUAUUACUCUGUUAACAUAUUGGUUUACUUUAACAUCAUGUGAACUAUUAUCAACAGUGGCAAUUGUUAGUGGUAUUAGCAGCGGCUUGGGAGCUUUUUACUAUAAUUAUAUGCAUUGUCGUUAUAAUGAAUGCUGCAAUGAUGAAUAUGUCCAUCUUAAUUUUCAAAAACUUCAAAAGCUUAUGCAAAACAAAUUGUAUGGGCAGCAUAUUGCUUAUAAAACAAUAAUAAACGCAUUAAAUGGUUACUUCAAUCAACAAGAUCAAGGAAAAGCGUUAACGUUCAGUUUUCAUGGCCCACCAGGAACUGGCAAAAAUUAUGUAGCAAAGUUCAUUGCAGAAGCCUUGUACAAAAAAGGUUUAGAAAGUAAAUACUUUCAUUUUUUUAAUGGUAGAACUGAUUUUCCAUUAAAACAUGAAGUUGAAAAAUAUGAGUUGCAACUGCAGAUAGCGAUCAAAAGUGCAUUACAAGAUUGUCCACAAUCAUUAUUUGUCUUUGACGAAAUAGAUAAAAUGCCUGAAGGAAUAUUAAAUGCUCUUGUACCUUUUUUGGAUUAUAAUACAUGGUCAACGAAAGGAAGAACAAAUAAGGCAAUUUUUAUAUUUUUAUCUAAUACCGGUAGUAGACAAAUUGUACAAAGGUUAUUAACUCUUUGGGAAAAUGGUGUAAGCAGAGACGAUACUAAGCUUCAAGAUUUUGAAAACUUAAUAUCUAUCGGAGCAUUCAAUGAAAAAGGAGGAUUUCAUCUUAGUGAUACUAUAGAAACUAGCGUUAUUGAUCAUUAUAUACCUUUUCUUCCACUAGAAGAAGAACAUGUUAAAAAUUGUGCAAAACAAGCAUUCUUAAAAAGAAAAAUCAACCCAACUUCAGAAUUAAUAGAGGAAGCUUUAUCGCAUAUGACUUUUGAUCCACCACCUCAUAAUUUAUAUUCGAAAUCUGGUUGUAAAAGAAUAGAACAGAAAGUAGCUACUAUUGUGUAUUCUCGUAAUACAAAAUAAUUACUAUUUAUCAUAUUUAUUCCAACAUUUGUAUUAAAAAUAAUUCUUUAUAAUUAAAUAAAUAUUAUAAUUGAAA